Mesorhabditis belari is the source of this 675-nucleotide messenger RNA. The record is from the annotation of a GenBank genome assembly. Lineage: Eukaryota; Metazoa; Nematoda; Chromadorea; Rhabditida; Rhabditidae.
AUGCAAAUUUUGUUAUUCAGUGGAUUGUUGCCGAUUGUUGUCUAUUCUCUCACUUGUUAUGAUUGUUAUGACACAGGACCCGAUCACAAAACGUGCACACAACAAAGGAAUUGCACCGGGAAAGCAUGCAUGAUUUUUGAUGCCGGUGAUGGGAAAACGCUGACCGCUUUUUGCAUCAUGGCAACGAAACACGAAGAGGAAAAGAAAUCGGCUUGCUGGAUGGAGUCGGAUGGAGUGGGGAAGCAUUGUAUCUGCCAUGAGGAUUUCUGCAAUCGACUCGACGCUAAACAACCCAUUGCUGCAGCUGACGAUCCACUCACACAAAAUGUUGGCGGUGCCGAGAUGCUGAAGAAGAAUCCGUUGGUGGAUUAUGAAGAUGAAAAUGAGGGUGCAGCACCGGCUCCAGCCAACGUACUUUUCCCCGGCGCUGAGGCGGCCGACCCGCAAACGACAGGAGACGAUGAUGAUGAUUUGGUGCCGAUCAGCUUCGAGGACUACGAGAACAAGGAGAAGUUGACAGAAAGGGACUCGAAUGAGCAACGACGAUUGGAAACGAAUCAGAUUGGAGACGUCUCUCCAACGGAUGCUGACGUCUCUUCAGCGCCUCAACCCCCAAAAUGUGUGUUAAUAUUCUUGACGAUGGCUGCCUCAAUGGCUCGAUUCUUUGCCGGAAUU